Molecule: messenger RNA, 337 nt
Organism: Acanthoscelides obtectus
Lineage: Eukaryota; Metazoa; Arthropoda; Insecta; Coleoptera; Chrysomelidae
Source: the annotation of a GenBank genome assembly
AUGUUUAUUAAUACAGUUCUGUUAGCUGCAAUAGCAGUACCGAUACUACUGAUGACCAUCUCUUCGGAAGCAGAACGUCAGAAUAUGGAAGUUGUAGCAAUAGAAGGACCUAGAGGCCCAGAUAAGCCAGCAUAUUAUACAAAAGUAGAACAGAAACCCAUCGUGGAAGAAGUCAAAUCUGCUGCAGAUACCCCAUCCUAUUGGUCGUAUGCUCUGGAUCGAUUGAAAGGAAUAUCUCUUAUGCAAUUAAUGAUAUUGAUGGGACCAUUCUUAGCAAUACAGCUGAAGAAAUUUAUAGCAAAGAAGAUGUGUUGUGUUACUAAGCGUGAAUAAAGAU